Eruca vesicaria subsp. sativa (arugula) is the source of this 648-nucleotide messenger RNA. The record is from the annotation of a GenBank genome assembly. Lineage: Eukaryota; Viridiplantae; Streptophyta; Magnoliopsida; Brassicales; Brassicaceae.
AUGCUUAGUUUGGUGAUUGUUCUAGUGGUUCGUGUAGUAUAUGUUGUUAUGUAUCAGUGUGGCAAACCCUUUCCCAAAGGAGCUUCACGAUCGUUUACUACUCUUAUUGUUCUUGGUUCUGGGGGACACACGGCAGAGAUGUUGAGUCUCCUCUCUGUUUUGCGCAUGGACAGAUUCACCCCCAGGUUUUACAUCGCUGCAGCUACUGAUAACAUGAGUCUCCACAAAGCUCGUUCCUUUGAACACUCUCUAGCUGACGACAAGCCUGCUGUUAAGGAAGACUCCUCCUUACAAUACACGCAAAUUUACCGGAGUCGAGAAGUUGGUCAGUCUUAUGUAACUUCUGUUUGGACUACCAUUCUUGCCACUCUUCAUGCUCUCUGGCUAAUGAUCCGGAUCAGACCCCAAGUGAUUCUUUGCAAUGGUCCUGGGACAUGUAUUCCUCUGUGUCUAAUCGCUUUCUUGUUCAAGGUGCUGGGAAUCAGGUGGUCAUCGAUCUUUUAUGUUGAGAGUGUAGCAAGAGUUAAGAAGCUCUCGUUAAGUGGAUUGCUGCUUUACAAGUUAAGGAUCGCUGAUCAGUUCUUUGUUCAAUGGCCACAACUGCAAAACAAGUAUCCUCGGGCUCACUAUGUUGGAUGCCUGAUGUAA